AGGAGGCCGACAUUGCCGCAGAGCAGCAGGAGACAGAAAAAUGGCGGACCAGGGGAAAAUCUGUCCCGAGCCGUUGCCCUGCCGUGUCAACCACACGCAGAAAACGUUGUUGCAGGGGAAGCUUUUCGUCUUUCUCUGUAUGCUCAUAGUGGAUUCCGGAGGAGCCACCACACAUUGGGUCGUCACAGAGGACGGGAAAAUUCAACAACAAGUGGACUCCCCUUUGAAUCUAAAACAUCCUCAUGAUGUGGUCAUCUUCAUGAGACAGGAAACCCGCGUAAACUACCUCAAGACACUGGAGAAGCAGCUAGUAGCACAAAAGAUUCACAUAGAGGAAAAUGAAGACCGAGACACCGGUCUGGAGCAGCGACACUACAAAGAGGAUUCAGACUGUGUAAUGGCUAAAGUGCCACUUGGGGACCUGGAUCUGUAUGAUGGUACUUAUAUCUCCUUGGAGAGUAAAGACAUAAGCCCUGAAGAUUAUGUCGAUUCACGAUCUGCUCUGCCCCCAGAUCUAGAGAAGCCAGACUGCGCUAAAGUAAUUGAACUCCCUUAUAGCAUCCAUGCCUUUCAGCAUCUCAGGGGCGUACAGGAGAGGGCAAACUUGACCUCCCCACUUCUUUCUAAGGAUGAUCCCAUUUUUAGCUCUUUGCCUAAAAAGUUUGGUCGCACUGUUGACGAAGUGGGCCACCGCAUCCAUCAGAGCCUGCUAAAGAAUUCAUCUUCCUGGGUGUUGUACAACAUGGCAUCGUUUUACUGGCGUAUGAAAAAUGAGCCUCAGAGGGCAGUGGAAUGUGUAGUGCGUGCUUUGCAUUACUCUCCAAGGCAGCACAAGGAUAUAGCACUGAUAAACAUGGCCAACAUCCUGCACCGUGCCCAUUUCUCAGCUGAUGCCGCUAUUCUCGCCCACGCUGCCCUUGACCUUACCUCAGAUCUCUUUACUAGUCAUUACACAUUGGGCAACAUUUACGCUAUGCUUGGGGAAUAUAACCACUCAGUGCUGUGCUAUGAGCAGGCACUGCAGGCCCAGCCAGGCUUUGAGCAGGCCCUGAGGAGGAAACACGCUGUGCUCUGUCAGCAAAAGCUGGAACAGCGCCUGGAAGCCCAGCACAGAUCCCUUCAGAGGACACUGAACGAGCUGAAGGAGUACCAGAAGCAACAUGACCACUACCUCCGCCAGCAGGAGGCGCUGGAAAAACACAAGCUGCUGCAGGAAGAACAGAUCGUACGCAAUAUUAUCCAUGAAACACAAAUGGCCAAAGAAGCUCAACUUGGAAAUCAUCAGAUGUGCCCGCUGGGUCAGCAGCAGCGCCGUCUGUACUGCCCCUUCGACCUCCCUGUGCGCUAUCAUCGGGGGGACCUUUUUGAGCACAUCCACCAUGUCCAAUUUGGAGAGGCGGUCUCUGUAGCUUCCAGCGUGGCGCUCGUAUCAGAGCGCAGUUCAAACCAGACGGCUUCCAGCCCCCAGCUGCGUCCUACUGUGUCCGGUGAUCAGGACCCUGCUGCAGUCCUCUGGGGCAGCCAUCAGGAUUACACACAGGACACACAGAAGACGCUGUGGCCUCAGAGGUCAGACUGUGCCCACAAAUACCCAAAUAUACCACCUGCUCACCUGCUGCCAACCUACUACCUUUCACCUGAGACACAGGGCCUUGGCCCUUUGGCAUCUCUUCUGUAUAGCAGCACAGCCCUCUUUCCAGCUGGCGGUCCACCUGACUGUAGCCCGGUCCCCCAGCCAUACCCAGCCUUCCUGCCUGCCUCAUUAGACUGGCCCCUGGAAGAAAAGGAGUUGCCAGAUUCCUUUGCGUCUGAGACGCUACAGUCACGCAGCGGAGGAUUUACACUGGAGCAAGUUGGCGAUAGGAUAGCACAAGCUAUGAAAGAAGCCACUAUCCCCACCUGGCUGGUCCACUUUGAGGCGGCUCUGUUUUGGCAGGCCAAAGGCAACGGCAGUCGUGCCUUGCAGUGCCUGCGCCGGGUGUUGCACUCGGCUCCACCUUCUCACCAUCACGUGGCCCUCACCAAUGCUGCUAACCUCCUGCUGCACUACGGUUUGACCUCCCAGGCACAAACACUGCUGGACCAUGCGUUGGCACUCAAUGCAUCUGAGCCCCACGCCCUGCUCAGCCUGGUGAAUGUGCAUUUGGCCCAGAGCAAUGUGACAGGAGCUCUGGCCUUGUUCCGCCACAUUCUGGAGACGACCCCGUCCUCGUCGUCUUCCUUCUCGUCCUUUUCCGGCUGCAAGCAGUGUCGCAGCAGCCUGCCUUUACUACGUUGUCUUCAGUUCUACCCCUCCCUUUACAAUCUUUCCCAACGACAGCCGUGCUCACAGGAGGGAACCUGCAUGACUGAGAAAGACUUUGGCAUACAGCUGGAGGAAUGGGAGGAAAGCGAAGAGAAGCAGGAUGCCAGAGCCAAUUCUGCCGUCGAAGACACGCUGCUCUUUGAAAAUGUUGUCCUAGACAGUAAUGGCUCAGGUGAAGCAGUGACGCAGCAGCAGGCAUCUCCCUCCACAACAGGUGCUUGCAAAAUGCCGUCUUCCUCAGGGGAUGGCGGGGUGGAGAAAGAGGACGAGUGGCAGCUGAAGGAGGACCUGAUGGGAGCGUUUGAGGGAGCGCUGGACGUGGGAGGGAAACGUGGAGACCUGCAGUGCAUUAGGGUGCUCAAGAACGAGCGCGUCUCGGGGGCCCGUGACGAUGGCGAGUGGAUCACCGUCCAGGUAAAACGGGUCCGUAAAACCAAGGCCGACGGGUCAGAGAGCGCCACCAUCUCUGAUGACAGUCAAAACGAGGAGUCGCUGUCUGGAGGAAGCUCCGUACUGGAAAUCAGCGGUCCGACUAUUCCAUCUCCCUGUCCUUCAGGUCGUUGGAGAGACUACACAAGUCUUGGCUGGCCUGGACCAGAGGAGUGCCAGCGCACGCGGAGAGUUGACCUCACGACUGUAGCUAGUACUUGGUUGGCUGUUUCUGCCAAGAAUAUUGACAUCACAGAGCACAUAGACUUCGCCACCCCACUCCAGGAGCCUGCAGCCGAACCGUUAUGCAACGCCAACCUAGCUGCCAGCAUGCACACGCUUGACCACCUGACAGGCGUGGCCAACCGCGCCUCCAUCCAUUACACAGGCGAAGCGCAGCUACGAGAGGUCCUGCAGAACCUCGGUAAAGAUAAGUUCCCCCCCCAGUCAUUUGAGCAGGUGGGAACCCGCAUUGCUAAAGUCUUGGAGAAGAAUCAGACAUCUUGGGUAUUAUCCAGCAUGGCGGCACUAUACUGGAGAGUGAAAGGUCAAGGCAAGAGAGCCAUCGACUGCCUGCGGCAAGCCCUCCACUACGCCCCUCAUCACAUGAAGGAUGUACCACUUAUCAGCCUGGCCAACAUCUUUCAGAACGCUAAGCUGUGGGAGGAUGCCCUUACAGUUGCCUGCAUGGCUGUAGAAAUUGCUCCGCACUUUGUUGUGAACCACUUUACCCUUGCCAACGUCUACAUUGCAAUGGAGGAGUUUGAGAAAGCCAUGCAGUGGUACGAGUCCACUUUGAAGCUGCAGCCAGAGUUCGCCCCCGCCAAAGAUCGACUGAGAACCAUCCAGUGUUACCUGCUCACCAAGAGGGAGUGUCAUCAGCCUUAAGCCUGGCAGCCCCAUCUCAGGCGUGACCCAGUGAUCAUAAACGCAUCAGGCACACGCACACGUUCAGACAUUCUCUACCACAGAAUAAUUUGAAUAAAUUGAAAAUAUAGGAAAGUUGAAAGUCAACAGUCAUAAUUUUGUGCAAUCUGGGCCCUUUUUUUUUUUUUUUUUUUAUUCCUCCGUUGGUGGUCAAACCCACCCGUAUUGAUUGGGUUGAAAUAGCCCCACACAACUGCAAGAGCUUUGCCAUUCAACAAUCAAGAACUUAUGAUGCUCAUAUCAUGUUUUUUUUUCUUUUUCUGUUUGCUUAACUAUAAAAUAUAAGGGAUAUCAAAGUGAGUUAUACUUUUAAAGUCCAACUACUUCUGAUGCAACUUUUAAUUCAACCUGGGCCAACUAGAAAACAUUAUUGUUGUUGUUCUUGAAGACAUUUUAAAAAUAGCAAAUAACAUCCUGUUUUUACCCCACUGUUCUCAAGAAUAAUGGCAUAUAAUAUCCUGAAGGUGGUGCCAGAUUUACAUGUAACGUAUUACAAUUGUAACUGAAGAGGAUGUGAUGCAGUAUUUUCAAACAUCUUGUUCUGGGAUGAUAGGGAUUGUGCUUCUCAACUCAGAAGUUAAACGAGUUUUAAUUGAGUGAUUAAUGCCCUCUCUAUGCUUCUUAGAAUAAACGGGAGUCCUCGGUUUAUGCACUUUUUCUUUUAUCAUUCCUAUUUAUAUUGGACCUACAGAUUGAUUUUGCUACGAGCUAAUUUAAAUAUAAAGGUGAAAAUUUCAUGCUGUUUCAUUUGCUUCUCAACAUGUGGAAAUUACCUGGCAGAAAAGGAUUCGUCAUUCUGUCUAAAAAAAAAAAAAAAAUCAAAUCUGUAUUAAAUGUACAGUAUUAAA
Fundulus heteroclitus (mummichog) is the source of this 4509-nucleotide messenger RNA. It is a transcript of the gene ttc17, whose product is annotated as tetratricopeptide repeat domain 17. Gene Ontology annotation, biological process: cilium organization; actin filament polymerization. Gene Ontology annotation, cellular component: cytoplasm; actin cytoskeleton. Bases 41 to 3622 code for a protein of 1193 amino acids. Gene Ontology annotation, molecular function: protein binding. The record is from RefSeq and is a predicted model, not a curated record. Lineage: Eukaryota; Metazoa; Chordata; Actinopteri; Cyprinodontiformes; Fundulidae. The transcript has 25 exons.